Amborella trichopoda is the source of this 1507-nucleotide messenger RNA. RefSeq lists its product as uncharacterized. The record is from RefSeq and is a predicted model, not a curated record. NCBI's taxonomy places the organism in Eukaryota, Viridiplantae, Streptophyta, Magnoliopsida, Amborellales, Amborellaceae.
UUUAGAUAUCAGCAGGCGGUGUUGAUAGGCUUGGUGACGAUGGCGAUGGCUACUUCCUCUUGCUCUUCACCGUGGGUUGCUCCCUUUCUAUCCACCGCCACCUGCAACAAUGGGAUCAAGUUCCGUUCACUGUGGAAAUGCAAUGACAAACGCUCUCUCUUCAAUUUAAUCGUGUGCAAAUCCUCCUCAGAGCAUCAUCAUAAUCAUCCUUUUGCGAAUGGUUCGCCUCUCCACGAUGCCCUAGAUGCCUGUGGAGUCGAUACUCACCAUGCCAGAGCCGCAAGGAAAGGCUUUCUCAAGCAGAUUGACGGGCUCUCUGUGAUUGAAAAGGAGACGAGCAUUGCCAUAAACAGGCCCGUCGACCUGGGAAGAGCUGCACUCCAAAUUGCUGCAGAGGAUGAUGCCCUAAUCUCCCAUUCUUCAGUACCAUUGCCUGUCGAUUCCUUUGUGGAGAGGCUUGAUGACCUUUCUAUGGACUUCUUUGCUCACCAUCUGCCCCUUACUAGACCUCCACCUGAUGCCUUCAUCCAGAGUUUGGAGAGGUACUUCUACGUUCACAAGGGGUUCCGACGAACAUCUAUGAAUCACAGAGAUGUUAGAGAUCUGUACCUUCAUUCGGUAUUGACGCGUCGGACUGGAUCCUUGGUUAUGAUUGCUGUUAUUUAUUCGGAAAUGGUAAAGAUGCUUCGAUUAUAUGGUGUUGUAGAUUUUGACAUUGAAAUAUACUUUCCUCAUGACCUUGUCAGUCUUCCUCAAGGCUAUGAUAAACAAAAAAGCAAGGUGUCUGAUGAACCUCACAUUAUGACACCGCUAUCACUUCUAGUGGAGAUGUUGAGGGAUCUUAAGGAUGCUUUCUGGCCAUUUCAGUAUGGCCGGAACUGUAGUUUGUUCUUAAGGGCAGCAAGUGCUACCAAUUUUGUUACUGGUUCCAGCAUAAUAGAUGGGAUUGCUUCUGCAUCAAAUGACAAUGCAAGUGGAUUUGAAGUUGCAUCUAUGAGGGCUGCUCAACAUAGGCUGGGACGUGGAGUAUGGACAGGUCCAAGAUUUGGUGAUAUACGGCGAGCAUUGGCUGCUUGCGAACGCCUUGUCCUCUUGGAUUUUGAUAUACGGGAAUUAAGGGACUAUAGCAUCCUUCUUUAUCACGCUGGAUUUUUCGAAGAAUCUUUACACUACCUCAAACUCUAUGAGAAUUCCAAGAGUAGCACUCAAACAAAGAAGUUCUCUUCAGAUCUAAAUUGGGCUCUGGAGGAAGAUGCUGAGAGAAAGCUCGUGAUUCGUCUCAAACUCAUAUCAAUGGAGAAAGGAUGGAGCAAACCUAGUACCCAGAGUUUAUGGGGCACUUCUGAACCGUGGUAAUCAUUUCCCCAAUUCUUCCAUUGUCUACCGGUGAUCUGUUAAAAGCAUGAUGCAAAUUGUUUAGGAAUUUCUUACAAAUCAAUGUCGAGUGUAAAUAUGUGUGUAAAUUCCACAAUAAAAUUGGUGUUUUGUUGGGUGAGUUUUUUUUUUA